AGGGGCUGCCUCCACCAUCUCUAAUUGGUGUAACUGCCACAGUUUCGUUCAUUGUAAGAAAUAUCAAAAUAAACAUUAAAAAUGUUCAAUAAAAUCUUCUACAAACAGAACAUCCGACGCGUUGUUCCCGGUACUUGCCUCGUGGUGGGCGACGCCGGCGCCGGGGCGAGGAGCCUCGCGAAGGUGAAGCUCACCCUCCAGCUUAGGAGAGGGUGCUGGCGAACCACCUCACGGAAGGUGGCCGUCUUCACCUUCCAGGAGGCGUCUGGCCACGUCUCUUCCCAUGCCCUGCUGGACCUGGAGUACCUCUUCAGGUGCAGCAGCAAGCCAAGUGCCGGCACCAUGCAGGUCAAAAUCUGUGUAGUGCUGCGCUGCGGCGGGAAACGCGUGGCCCGCGCUGACCUGGAAGAUUUUCUCGGCCAGCUGCUGCGGGGUGGCCGCCUGGACUCUUUCUUCCUGUAUAUACACGAAGAAAAAGUCGCCCUCCUGCAGGCCAAUCAGCCGAUUACGGACCAAGGUACGGAAUGGCUUUUUGAGGGAGAGCCACGAGGCACGCACACAAUGGUUAAGGCUGAGACUCUUGAAGAAUAUGAUGAUACUAACGAAUUGGAAGACUAUACUGACGAACACAACAAAGAAUGGAAGGCUUACCUCGAAAAGGUAUUCUCCGUUGAGGAUGAAGAUGACAUCGACGAACUGGAAGACAGCGAUGAAGAAAAGUACAAAGAAUGGAAGGCUUAUCUCGAAAAGGUAUUCUCCGUUGAGGAUGAUGAUGACAUCGACGAACUGGAAGACAGCGAUGAAGAAAAGUACAAAGAAUGGAAGGCUUACCUCGAAAAGGUAUUCUCCGUUGAGGAUGAUGAUGACAUCGACGAAUUGGAAGACAGCGAUGAAGAAAAGUACAAAGAAUGGAAGGCUUAUCUCGAAAAGGUAUUCUCCGUUGAGGAUGAUGAUGACAUCGACGAACUGGAAGACAGCGAUGAAGAAAAGUACAAAGAAUGGAAGGCUUAUCUCGAAAAGGUAUUCUCCGUUGAGGAUGAAGAUGACAUCGACGAACUGGAAGACAGCGAUGAAGAAAAGUACAAAGAAUGGAAGGCUUAUUUGGAAAAGGUAUUCUCCGUUGAGGAUGAAGAUGACAUCGACGAACUGGAAGACAGCGAUGAAGAAAAGUACAAAGAAUGGAAGGCUUAUCUGGAAAAGGUAUUCUCUGUUGAGGAUGAUGAUGAUGCAAACGAGGUGACCUCCGAGUUGCGGGAAGCCUCCGAUGCAGGAAAUGAAGGAGCAGAAGAGGUGACCUCCGAGUUGCGGGAAGCCUCCGAUGCAGGAUAUGAAGGAGCAGAAGAGGUGACCUCCGAGUUGCGGGAAGCCUCCGAUGCAGGAAAUGAAGGAGCAGAAGAGGUGACCUCCGAGUUGCGGGAAGCCUCCGAUGCAGGAAAUGAAGGAGCAGAAGAGGUGACCUCCGAGUUGCAGGAAGCCUCCGAUGCAGGAAGUGAAGGAGCAGAAGAGGUGACCUCCGAGUUGCAGGAAGCCUCCGAUGCAGGAAAUGAAGCAGCACGCGAAGCGACGUCCCCAGACCAGGAAGUUCCCCAUCAAGGCGAGUCCUCUGCACCAGUGGCCGUCUCUGCCACCCCCGCCGCUGCCUCUCACGCUUACCGCAGCCUGGCUGUGCCUCAUAGAUUCAUCAGCCGCCUUGCAGGCCCCGAGGACCGCCACCUCGAGGAUCUGCGGCGGAGCUAUGGGGUACAAAUCACGCUGAUUAAGCGAACCCUCCAUGUGAAGGGCCACAGAGACUCAGUUCUGCAGUGCCACAACUUCAUUCGUGCCAAAAUAGCAGAGUGGCGGAGGUGCGAGGCCGCUGAGGCUCAUUAAGCGACCUACAGCCACCUGGGACGGUCCGGUAACAAUGCUCGUGACCUGACGCCUGACGGGGAAAAUUAAGCUGCAGACGAGGCGACCCCCGAGUUGCGGGAAGCCUCUGUGAAGGAAAAGGUGCUGGCGAAGAGGCGACCUCCGAGUUGCGGGAAGCCUCUGUGAAGGAAAAGGUGCUGGCGAAGAGGUGACCUCCGAGUUGCGGGAAGCCUCUGUGAAGGAAAAGGUGCUGGCGAAGAGGUGACCUCCGAGUUGCGGGAAGCCUCUGUGAAGGAAAAGGUGCUGGCGAAGAGGUGACCUCCGAGUUGCGGGAAGCCUCUGGUGUAUAUAUCUUAUCUUAUCGUUUCUUA
Messenger RNA from Eriocheir sinensis (Chinese mitten crab), 2219 nucleotides. RefSeq lists its product as uncharacterized. The transcript has 2 exons. The coding region runs from base 82 to 1869 and encodes 595 amino acids. NCBI's taxonomy places the organism in Eukaryota, Metazoa, Arthropoda, Malacostraca, Decapoda, Varunidae. The record is from RefSeq and is a predicted model, not a curated record. Gene Ontology annotation, molecular function: RNA binding.